Messenger RNA from Coregonus sp. 'balchen', 7633 nucleotides. Lineage: Eukaryota; Metazoa; Chordata; Actinopteri; Salmoniformes; Salmonidae. The record is from the annotation of a GenBank genome assembly.
UAUACCAAGUUGUAACCAGCAAGACAAUUCUCCUGGACAGAAGCUUUUCCAUUUGAACAAUGAGUGGUUCAAAGCCAGACAUCCUGUGGUCUCCCCACCACGCUGACCGCUAUGUCAUCUGUGACUCAGAGCUUGGACUGUACCGCAUUGGACCUGUGGGGUGCGGCGAGACCAAACCCGGAGCCCUCCCCCUCUCUGAGGAGACCGCUGCUACCCUAUUAGCUAUCAACUCUGACACCCCAUACAUGAAAUGUGUGGCCUGGUACCCAAAGCACGAGCCUGAGUGUCUGCUAGCGGUUGGACAGGCUAAUGGCAGGGUAGUCCUCACUAGCCUAGGGCAGAGCCACAACUCCAAGUGCAAGGAGCUGAUGGGGAAGGAGUUUGUGCCCAAGCAUGCACGUCAAUGCAACACCCUAGCCUGGAACCCUUUGGACAGCAACUGGCUAGCCGCAGGGCUGGACAAGCACAGAGCAGACUUCUCAGUGCUCAUAUGGGACAUUAGCAGUAAGUUCUCCCCAGAGGCUAGUGUAGCCGCUGAAAAGAUCCGUCUCUCGUCAGGAGACACAGACUCUGGCCUAGUGGUGACCAAGCCCCUGUAUGAGCUAGGCCAGAACGAUGCCUGCCUGUCCCUCUGCUGGCUGCCCCGUGACCAGAAGCUGCUCCUGGCUGGCAUGCACCGCAACCUGGCCAUCUUUGACCUGCGCAACACCAGCCAGAAGACCUUUGUCAACACCAAGGCCAUCCAGGGUGUGACAGUGGACCCCCACUUCCCCGACCGCGUGGCCUCCUUCUUCGAGGGCCAGGUGGCCAUCUGGGACCUGCGCAAGUUUGAGAAGCCAGUGCUCACGCUCACCGAGCAGCCCAAGCCGCUCACCAAGGUAACUUACUGGUAUGCUUGUUUGUUUGUGAAAUUCUGUUAUCCCCUGCCAUCCAAUGUACAAUCGACUUGCACAUAUCAGGAGUGUACUUUUUGUGUGAUAGCCUACAUGUUUUGGAUGUAACUCACUGUCCUUCCAUUCCCAGGUGGCCUGGUGCCCCACGCGUAUGGGCCUGUUGGCCACGCUAACGCGCGACAGCAACAUCAUCCGCCUUUACGACAUGCAGCACACGCCCACGCCCAUCGGCGACGAGACAGAGCCCACGAUCAUCGAGCGCAGCGUGCAGCCCAGCAACAGCCUCAUCGGCAGCUUCGCCUGGCACCCAACUUCCCAGAACCGCAUGGUGGUGGUUUCGGCCGCCAACCGUGCCAUGACCGACUUCACAGUGUUCGAACGUAUCUCUUUAGCCUGGAGCUCCACCACUUCGCUCAUGUGGGCCUGCGGCAGGCACCUGUAUGAGUGUGCCGAGGAGGGGGGCGUGGGAGGGGAGGGUACAGUAGAGAAGGACAUAGCCACUAAGAUGAGGCAGAGGGCCCAGUCCAGGUACGGUCAUGAUACGGUCCAGGUGUGGAAGAACCAUCUGCUGGCCGGAGGGGACGACCCCCAGCUCAAGUCCCUGUGGUACACUCUAUUCUAUAUCCUUUAUUACCCUCAAACUCAACUGGACCUCGAAGCCAGUUCCACUGCAUUUUUUAAAUUGUUCCCCUCUAAUCAGGGACUGAUUUAGAUCUGGGACACUAGGUGGGUACAAUUAAUUAUCAGGUAGAAUAGAGACCCAGCAGGCUCCGGACCUCGUUGGGUAAGAGUUGAAUACCCCUGCUUUAUUAUAUUAGUGGUGCAUACUCAUUUCUAAACAUAUCUGGCUUUGCGUGAGUAAUUAUGUGCUGUUUGUUCUGUUUAUUUUAGAUAAAGUAGACACAAUGUCCUUGUGUGAGAGACAUGCCUGGCGUUCUGCUUGCACUGUAGUGAUUCAUUGAAUGAUCAUUUGUCUUUGUUCUUACACCUGACAAACUGGAUACAAACUAAGUUGCUAUAUUGUAUGUCACUGUUUGCACUGUGGUUGUUAUGAUGUCCCAGCGUUCCAUUUCCUAUGUAAGUAUCACUCAUGAAGCAGUACACUGAAGACAUGGAGCAGAAACAGCAGGCGAACAAACAGGCCCUGGUCUAUUCAGGCAUCAAGAACAUAGUGAAGUCCAGCUCAGGUAAGCAACCUAAAGAUAUAGAUCAUCUUUAGGCCUAUGUUUAGGCUAAAUAUACAGGCUGAACCCUUGAAAGUACUAUAUAACACUUUUUCAGUGUUUCCCCUAGGUUUUUCUUCACAUUGGAGCAAAAAAGACACUGAAGUAACAUUUGUAUAUUUGUUGAUCUCUACUCCACCAGGCACUACGGAGAACCGGCGGUGCUGGAGCGGCUCGGACCUCCAGACGGACGUACCCAGGUUCCACAGCGAGGAGCGCAGCCUUGCCCUGCGUCUAUGCGGCUGGAUCAGUCGGGGGCCCGACAUCAACGUGGAGCCCUUCCUGCGCUCCCUGGAGGGGGAGGGCGCGUGGGAGCGUGCGGCCGCCGUGGCCCUCUUCAACCUGGACAUUCGCAGGGCCAUCCAGAUCCUCAACAAGGGAGCCUCCGCUGAGAGAGGUACUGGAGUGGAGUCAUCUGUGAUAGGGCUAUGUAAUGCAUUUUUAAAGAUUCUUUGUAAGGGCUCAAAAACUUGUUUGCAAUAUACACAGCAUAAAGUGUGCUACUAAUUACUGCCUGGUCACAUGACUGACAGGGAGACUAAUUAGAUAUAGAGUGUUAACAGCACAUGCAUUGUCCUCCUGUGCCUGAGGUGUCACUUCCAUCACAGCAAAAGUACCAUAACAUACUGCUAGGAUUUCACCACUGUAAACAAAAGCAGUAUACAGUCAGAAAGUAUACCCACUAAUAUUAGGUUAGGAUUUGGCUAUAGUGUACAGUGGAAGCUCAUAAACCAAGAUAAUAAACUACUAAUGAACCAGGCUAAUAAACCAAGCUAUCCAAGCUAAAUAAACCAAACAUCCCCACCCUUCCUUCCUCGCAGGGGACCUGAACCUAAACGUGGUUGCCAUGGCUUUGUCAGGCUACACGGACGAGAAGAGUUCCCUGUGGAGGGAGAUGUGCAGCUCUCUGAGGCUGCAGCUCAAGAACCCCUACCUGUGUGUCAUGUUUGCCUUCCUCACAAGUGAGCCUGGCAGCUACGAUGGAGUACUGGUACGCAGGGAAGGGGGUAAACCAUUGAUAUAGACUGGGUUGACAGAUUUUUAUAUGCAUUAUCCAACCCUUUAUAACAUUCAUUAUUAUGUUAGGCAAAAGUACAAAGGCUAUAGUACAGUCGUGGUCAAAAGUUUUGAGAAUGACACAAGUAUUGGUCUUCACAAAGUUCGCUGCUUCAGUGUUAUGAGAUAUUUUUGUCAGAUGUUACUAUGGUAUACUGAAGUAUAAUUACAAGCAUUCCAUAAGUGUCAAAGGCUUUUAUUGACAAUUACAUUAACUUUAUGCAAAGAGUCAAUAUUUGCAGUGUUGACCCUUCUUUUUCAAGACCUCUGCAAUCCGCCCUGGCAUACUGUCAAUUAACUUCUGGGCCACAUCCUGACUGAUGGCAGCCCAUUCUUGCAUAAUCAAUGCUUGGAGUUUGUCAGAAUUUGUGGGUUUUUGUUUGUCCACCCGCCUCUUGUGGAUCGACCACAAGUUCUCAAUGGGAUUAAGGUCUGGGGAGUUUCCUGGCCAUGGACCCAAAAUGUCGAAGUUUUGUUCCCCGAGCCACUUAGUUAUCACUUUUGCCUUAUGGCAAGGUGCUCCAUCAUGCUGGAAAAGGCAUUGGUUGUCACCAAACUGUUCUUGGAUGGUUGGGAGAAGUUGCUCUCGGAGGAUGUGUUGGUACCAUUCUUUAUUCAUGGCUGUGUUCUUAGGCAAAAUUGUGUGAGCCCACUCCCUUGGCUGAGAAGCAACCCCACACAUGAAUGGUCUCAGGGUGCUUUACUGUUGGCAUGACACAGGACUGAUGGUAGCGCUCACCUUGUCUUCUCCAGACAAGGUGUUUUCCGGAUGCCCCAAACAAUCGGAAAGGGGAUUCAUCAGAGAAAAUGACUUUACCCCAGUCCUCAGCAGUCCAAUCCCUGUACCUUUUGCAGAAUAUCAGUCUGUCCCUGAUGUUUUUCCUGGAGAGAAGUGUCUUCUUUGCUGCCCUUCUUGACACCAGGCCAUCCUCCAAAAGUCUUUGCCUCACUGUGCGUGCAGAUGCACUCACACCUGCCUGCUGCCAUUCCUGAGCAAGCUCUGCACUGGUGGUGCCCCGAUCCCGCAACUGAAUCAACUUUAGGAGACGGUCCUGGUGCUUGCUGGACUUUCUUGGGCGCCCUGACGCCGCCUUCACAACAAUUGAACCUCUCUCCUUGAAGUUCUUGAUGAUCCGAUAAAUGGUUCAUUUAGGUGCAAUCUUACUAGCAGCAAUAUCCUUGCCUGUGAAGCCCUUUUUGUGCAAAGCAAUGAUGACGGCACGUGUUUCCUUGCAGGUAACCAUGGUUAACAGAGGAAGAACAAUGAUUUCAAGCACCACCCUCCUUUUAAAGCUUCCAGUCUGUUAUUCUAACUCAAUCAGCAUGACAGAGUGAUCUCCAGCCUUGUCCUCAUCAACACUCUCACCUGUGUUAACAAGAGAAUCACUGACAUGAUGGCAGCUUGUUCUUUUGUGGCAGGGCUGAAAUGCAGUGGAAAUGUUUUUUGGGGGAUUAAGUUCAUUUUCAUGGCAAAGAGAGACUUUGCAAUUAAUUGCAAUUCAUCUGAUCACUCUACAUGACAUUCUGGAGUAUAUGCAAAUUGCCAUCAUCAAAACUGAGGCAGCAGACUUUGUAAAAAUGAAUAUUUGUGUCAUUCUCAAAACUUUUGACCACGACUGUACAGGAAUUGUCAAACGGGGCUAGGGACCACCAGGGGGCCUCAGUGAGUUUUCAUGGGAUCCACAAAAAGAAGGGAAACUACAAAUGAAUCCUAAAUAUCAGCAGCAGCAUGAAGAGGGCAGUGUUUGACAUAGUAGUUUGAAGAUUCCAACAUAAAAAAAAGUACAACUUAGUCAUACAAACCUUGUUGUGUUUCCCUCCUUAGUAUGAGAGUAGUGUGGCCGUAACUGACCGAGUGGCCUUCGCAUGCAUGUUCCUUAACGACGCACAGGUAAGACUUCCUCCAGCAAACACACAACAACAUAUACUAAAUAGAAAAUCAUCGUUUUUUUCACUGAUUACCCCGUUUCUAUCUAUUGAAAGGAAUGUGUUUCCUUUUCUAUGUGUGUUGUUAUGUAGCUGCCUCGCUACAUGGAGAAGCUGACCAGUGAGAUGAAGGAGGUGGGGAACCUGGAGGGGAUCCUGCUGACGGGGCUGACCAAAGACGGAGUGGACCUGAUGGAGAGCUACGUGGACCGGACCGGAGACGUCCAGACCGCCAGCUUCUGCAUGCUCAAGGUAUGGUCAGAGCAGGGGCUGAAUAGUCUUGCACUGCCCGACAUCACACCGUAGAACGGUUGUAGUCGAGGCAACAGGCUGACUGACCUUGUGGUUCAUACUAACUAUGAUCACCUGUCCCAUGUUGGCUAGAAUUAGACAGUUUCGCUCAAGAUCGAUUGUUGGAUCUUUUACCCAAGGUUUUUUCCCACAUUCAGGCUUAUAGAUUUGUUGAAUUUGUAAGAUUUGCUGGGGUUCAAAUGCUUACUGAUAGAAUGAAAAACAACUGUAAAAGUGACAUCACAAUACACAUUUCAUAGAAGCUAUGCUGAUGAUGUGAGACUGACACAGUUAUGGGAGCCCACUUCCAUUCUGAUUCAAACUCAAAUAACUUUGUCACCGUAAGGGGAGCUUCAUGACCUAGUGUUCUUCCCUCCCAGGGUUCCCCAGGGGAGGUGGUGAAGGACCCGCGUGUCCAGUGCUGGAUCGAGAACUACCGCAACCUGCUGGACGCAUGGAGGUUCUGGCACAAACGGGCUGAGUUUGACAUCCACAGGAGCAAGCUGGACCCCAGCUCCAAACCACUGGCACAGGCAAGGAAAGGGAACACUGCACUAAGAGAUGGACAGUUGUUCAUAGUUAUUCAUUUCUCUGUAUUUUGGUCUAUCUGUUCAUAAAUCUGCACAUGGAGGAUGUGACUGAGUGACCAACUUGCUUGCAGGUUUUACAUAAACUUAAAAGACAAUAAUGAAUAUGAAUAUCCUGAUUAAUAAGUGAUGCUAGUUAUUUAUUUGUUAUUGGUCAGUUAGAUAAUGAAACACUAUAUUGGACCCGUACAUUAAUUUCUAGCUUCAUAAUCUUAACAAUGAUCUCGAUGCUAUAACCUAUUAAUGUGGCUUCUGCUUGCUCUAAUUUAACCUGCCAGUCCUUAUCACACUUGACUGUUGUGUUGUUGCCUGCUACAGGUGUUUGUGAGCUGUAACUUCUGUGGGAAAUCCAUAUCGUACAGCUGCUCGGCCAUGCCCCACCAGGGCCGCGGCUUCAGCCAGUACGGGGUCAGCGGCUCGCCCACCAAGUCAAAGGUCACCAGCUGCCCCGGCUGCAGGAAGCCCCUCCCCCGCUGUGCCCUCUGCCUCAUGAACAUGGGCACGCCUGUGUCCAACUGCCCAGGUACUGGACAUGGUAUGCUCCACAGAUAGGCUCUGGGUGGAAGUUGCCUGUAGCCACAGAUCUAGGAUCUGUUUACCUUCCCCUAAACCUAACCAUAACCAUUAUGGGGAGAGAAUGAAAAACUGAUCAUGGAUCAGUGUCAAAGGUCCACUUUACCCUACUCUCACAGUUCUGCAGCCAGCCUAACUUCCUCAUUACACACCCUAUUAUGCAAAUAGGAAUGCAAGUGCGUACACACACUUCAGGGUAAUUGAGCGAGAGAAAUGCAUACAGUGCAUUCGGGAAGUAUUCAGACCCCUUCCCUUUUCCCACAUUUUGUUAUGUUACAGCCUUGUUCUAAAAUAGAUUUAAUAAAAUGUGUUCCUCAUCAAUCUACACACAAUACCCCAUAAUGACAAAGCGAAAACAGGUUUUUAGAAAUUGUUUGCAAAUGUAUAAAAAAACUAAACAAAUACAGAAAUACCUUAUUUACAUAAGUAUUCAGACCCUUUGCGAUGAGACUAAAAAUUGAGCUCAUGUGCAUUGUGUUUCCAUUGAACAUCCUUGAGAUGUUUCUACAACUUGAUUGGAGUCCACCUGUGGUAAAUUCAAUUGAUUGGACUUGAUUCCACUGUUGUUUUUUCCAGGCACGGGGAAGUCAGACGAGAAGGUGGAUCUGACCAGGGAGAACAAACUGGCCCAGUUCAACAACUGGUUCACCUGGUGCCACAACUGCCGCCAUGGUGGCCACGCAGGUCACAUACUCAGCUGGUUUAGGUAAGAACAUUACCGGAACGUUCUGAUAAUAUUUUCUGUAUCGGAGUAGUUUUGUGAACAGAAUGAAUCAUAGGUCUUGUACGAUGUCAGGCAAUGUGGUAGCUUUGUGAGAAGUGUCACAUUUUCAGUGGUUUGUGCAUUUGAAUGGUUAUCUAUUGGUUGUUUAUUGAUUAACCUUUGGUUGUCUUCUCUGUUCCCCAUAGGGACCAUACAGAGUGUCCAGUGUCGGCCUGCACCUGUAAGUGCAUGCAGCUGGACACCACAGGAAACCUGGUGCCUUCAGACAGCCACUAGAGGGGCCUCUGGUAGGGGCCACAGCCUAACCACCAGCCUAAAACCUGCCUGUGCACUCUCACUACACUACAGCACCCACCAGUC